AUGACAUAUCCUACCGAGUCGUUCAACGCUUCCGCAGCCGCAUUGAAGUUUGGAAAGUCUCCUUACUUGCAAGCCGUUUCCGAAAUACUGACAGUGCGCCAACUCAAUAGACGGCUUGAGAUUGCCGAAGCCUACAAGAUUCUUUAUGGUCGGGACCUCGUGGAUGAUCUAACAAAAAAACUCUUUCAUCAACUCAAAGACGUUUAUGAGGCCUAUAUGACUCCGCUAGCUGAUUACUUUGCUAAAGGACUGCACCAUGCUAUGGACGGCCUCGGCACCGAUGAAGUGACUCUCAUGGAAAUACUUUUUACUUUAAGCAACGAAGUAAUUAAGUCAACCGCCGCUUCUUAUGAAAAAUUAUAUAACAGAAGUCUGGAGAGCGAUGUAAUCGAUGACACAUCUGGUGGCUUCAAGUCGCUCCUCUGUAUGACUAUCAAUGGCAGCAGAAAUGAAAAUCAGAUAAUCAGCUCUUAUUGGGCUACUCAUUAUGCCCUGGAUCUCUUCAUGGAUGAUGAAUCAAUAAAGACAUCAGAAGAUAGAUUUACAACCAUCCUUGGUACUUGCAGCUUUAAAGAGCUUAAACAAAUCUUCAUUGAGUAUAAUGAAAUAUCUGGCCAUAGCAUUGAGAAAGCCAUCAAGAGCAAACAUUUUUCUAGAGAUCUUGAAAUGGGUCUUCUUCAAAUCGUUCAAAUUGCCAAAUCGAAAACUGGUUACUUCGCUAAGCGUCUUCAUGAUAGCUUCGGAUUUCUGUAUAACAACGACUGCACUCUGAUCCGUAUUAUUGUUACGCGUAGAGAGAUAGAUCUUCAAGAUAUCAAGAAACAAUUUAAGGAACAUUAUGGAAAAGAACUCAGAACUAUGAUAGCUACUUUAUUGUUUGAUUUUUUUAAAUACCUCAACAUAAUGAAUAGGUCCCUUACUUUUUCUCCAUAA
Copidosoma floridanum is the source of this 933-nucleotide messenger RNA. RefSeq names its product annexin A6-like. Lineage: Eukaryota; Metazoa; Arthropoda; Insecta; Hymenoptera; Encyrtidae. The record is from RefSeq and is a predicted model, not a curated record. Gene Ontology annotation, cellular component: plasma membrane; nucleus; cytoplasm. Gene Ontology annotation, molecular function: calcium ion binding; calcium-dependent phospholipid binding; phosphatidylserine binding.